CGGGCAAAGAUGAUUCAGGCAAUUCUGGUUUUCAAUAACCAUGUGAAGCCGCAGCUGGUCUGCUUCUACCAGCAUUUCCCAGAAGAAAUUCAACAGCAGAUUAUUCGAGAGACCUUCCAUCUAGUUCUCAAGCGGGAUGACAACAUAUGUAACUUCUUGGAGGGUGGAAGUUUGAUUGGUGGCUCUGACUACAAACUGAUUUAUCAGCAUUAUGCUACCCUCUACUUUGCAUUUUGUGUGGAUUCAUCAGAGAGUGAACUUGGGAUCUUGGACCUCAUCAGGUAUGUGUAGCAGGUUUUUGUGGAGACUCUGGAUAAGUGUUUCGAAAAUGUUUGUGAAUUGGAUUUGAUCUUCCACAUGGAUAAGGUGCACUACAUUCUUCAGGAGGUGGUGAUGGGUGGGAUGGCAUUGGAAACAAACAUGAAUGAAAUCGUGGCUCAGAUUGAAGCUCAGAACUGGCUGGAGAAAUCUGAGGGUGGCCUUUCAGCAGUGCCCGCGUGGGCCAUGUCUGCCGUGAAAAACAUAAACCUGCCGGAGAUGCCUCGGAAAAUCAACAUUGGUGAUCUCAACAUCAAGGUUCCCAACCUAUCCCAGUUUGUCUGA
This is a messenger RNA of Eubalaena glacialis (North Atlantic right whale), 603 nucleotides long. Its product is annotated as AP-3 complex subunit sigma-2-like. Gene Ontology annotation, biological process: Golgi to vacuole transport; protein transport. NCBI's taxonomy places the organism in Eukaryota, Metazoa, Chordata, Mammalia, Artiodactyla, Balaenidae. The record is from RefSeq and is a predicted model, not a curated record. Gene Ontology annotation, cellular component: AP-3 adaptor complex; intracellular membrane-bounded organelle.